Molecule: messenger RNA, 939 nt
Organism: Aspergillus viridinutans
Lineage: Eukaryota; Fungi; Ascomycota; Eurotiomycetes; Eurotiales; Aspergillaceae
Exons: 3
Coding region: 1-939 (312 amino acids)
Source: RefSeq, a predicted model, not a curated record
AUGAGCGAUAGGACCCCUGAGAUGAGCGAGCUAGACGAGUUCCAUUACUGCAUCUGGUACCCGGAGACGGCCAAGAAGGAAACCUACCGGGCUCUUGCCAGCCGCUAUCCGCAGAUGAAGUGUCUUGUCGGUGGAGCAUGUGCUGUGGCGGGUUAUGUAAACCUUUUCAGAGCGGACCUCCUUCCCGAAGCGCACAUUGCAGAAGAGGCGCGCGAGAACAAACAGUGGGAGAUCUACGAAGCCAUCAUGGCGGCAGAUCUACGCUACAAUGCUACGGACGACUACACCAGGACUGUAUUCCCCAAGCCAGCACCCACGACCGGAGGUGACGAGGACUGGAGUAUUUUUGAUAUCUUGAAUAUACGAGACCGUGGCAUUUUUGACAUUACAGAAGACGAUCGGAUCGACAAGUUCACCUCAGAGCCACUACCCCCGCAGAAGGACGACGUGAGUCACCUACUGUAUACACCGCUGCCAGCCGAUUUGCCGACGAUGAAUAAGGACCUUUUGAUCCUCAUGGCGACGUAUUACGGUAAUAUCGAACGGUACGCUCGCCUCCGUCGUCCUAAUAACUGGAUCACCACCGAGGUGGAGAGUGUCGUGCGCGGCAUCUACCACAACUCCAUAGACCAAACACCUCCCAUACUGAAUGUGGUACCCAUCCUUUCCUCACGUCGCGACUUGCAAAGAGCUACUUCGGCGCGUGCCGUCCAUGAAACCGGCUGUGGCGAGGGUCUGAUCCUGCGCGAUUACAGCGGCUACUGGGACGAGCUUGAUGCUGACCAGGAUGUCAAUCUGAUGGAGGACUCUCGCGAGAGCCCCAGCCCAAAGAAUCUCCGUGAUCUGGAAGCAAGGGUUCCAGAGCGUGGUUGCCGUGACUUUGGACGCGUCGAGCAUACCUCCACCCUUGUCCUUGACACUGUGCCCGACGAACCGUAG